Gigantopelta aegis is the source of this 582-nucleotide messenger RNA. RefSeq names its product TBC1 domain family member 10A-like. The record is from RefSeq and is a predicted model, not a curated record. NCBI's taxonomy places the organism in Eukaryota, Metazoa, Mollusca, Gastropoda, Neomphalida, Peltospiridae.
AUGAACGAUCCUGCUCGGGACAAUAUAAGAGAAAGAGAGCAAAAAUGGCUGAAAAUGAUGGCUAACUGGAAGGAAUGGAUGGAGCACAAAAGUGCUAGACUAAAGGAACGUUGUCGUAAAGGUAUCCCUGAUUCACUUAGAGGUCGAGCUUGGAUGCUAUUAUCUGGAGCUAAUGAACAGGAUCUCAGACUUGUUUUAAAGGCAUAUGCUAUGUACAAUGAGAAGACUGGUUAUUGUCAAGCUAUGGCUCUUGCGGCUACACUGUUGAUGCAUAUGCCAGCAGAACAUGCUUUCUGGUGUUUAGUGCAAAUAUGCGAACAAUACUUACCAGGAUAUUACAGCCCUGGACUGUCCAAGCUUCCACCCACUAAUCCUAACGAGGUCCACAAAGGUCUUGAUCCAGUCCUGUAUUGUACAGAGUGGUUCAUGAGUAUAUACUCUCGUUCAUUACCUUGGCCAAGUGUCCUAAGAGUUUGGGACAUGUUCUUCUUUGAGGGAGUUAAAAUAUUAUUAAAAACAGCACUGGCUUUGUUGAGUUUAUGUUUCUCUAAACAAAAGAGCAGAGAUGAAUGCCCAGGGUAA